UUUCUUGCCUUAUUUUCUGAACAACCACCACUUGACUGCUCUGUGCAGUUUCAUGCAGCUCUUCUGCCUUAGUGGGCUGCAUGUGCAGAUGCUUUUCCUGAAAGUGUGGAGGUGGAGCAGCAAUCAGAGGGCAAGGACCAUGCCUGUGUACCUUUUUUAUCCAUUUGUUUAGGUUUUGGGGCAGAGAAAUGGAAACAGAAAAGUUUAAUAAGCAUCAUUUUCAGCAGCAUGGUUCUGUGAAUCUUAUACUUGCAGAGUUAAAAAGAUAAAAAACUGAGAGAAACAAUUUGAAAUUCACUAAGUUUUAUGGUUUUAUCAGUCAAUUCAGACAUGUUGAUAUGCUUACCAAAAAUCCCAGUGUUACUGAGUUAUGCUAUUGAGCAAUCAUUUAUCCAUCCAGUUUUUCAGAUUUUGAUGCUAUUUGAGACUUUAAAGUGAGUUACCUGAUGAAAUUAUCAAACUAACUUGACUUGCCUCCUAUGUGCAUUAGAAUUUCAUUUCUUCAUAUGUUUUUUUGCCCUUGUUUUGUCCAGCCAGUCCCAUCUGCUUAAAAGAAAGCAAGCACUAUUCUAUUUCUUGCUUGUGCAUAGAAUCGUUUGUUAAGUUUUUAAGCUUUGCAACCCCUGAAAGCUGUUGAUGCACCCAUGCCAUCAGUGAGGGUAUGAUUUAUACACUUAAGACUACCAGAAUUAAGAUGACUUAAGCCUUGAGGUUGCCUAUUAAUAAGGGUGAUUAUAAUGCAACUUAAAAAAAAAGAAAACAAAGAGAAAAAACUCCUGCUGAGUAAGGCUUGGCCUUAACCAAGAGGGUUAACCUGAGCCUUGCCUUUUGGACACUGUGGGCAGCGUGUUUUCCUGCUGCUAGAUGAGACCUGUGGGCAUGCUGAAAGUAGGAUGAGGUGAAGUUAUUUCACAAAAGCUUGUGAUGAAGCUUGCAAGGAAGGGAAAAGCAAGGAAGCUCUUUUGUUAUUGUGUACUUUAAUACCUUCAGUAUACGUGAGCAGCAGCUCUUUGCAUAAAUCUUGCUCGAUCUCCUCUGACACAAAUACUAUUGCAAGAGCUCACCAGUUAAGAUGACAGAUAUUAAGUUUGGUUGUUUUGGACAGAUGAGGAAACCUGCUUUUGUAAUGAAGGUUUCAGGCCAUAGGAGUGGGAAGCAAAUGCGGCAGCUGAAGAGGACAGGGAAAGAGCAGCAUCUUCAGAAAGGUGUGAAGCAAAUGAUGAACGUGGUGUUCACAGGGUGGAAAGGGUUCCUGGCUCCCCUCCGCCCAGGGUGUGUGUCAUGUGCUCUGCUGUAAAACCAGGGCUCGUUUUUUUAUCUGUUGCAGAGACAGGCUCAGCAUGUAUUAGAAAACAGUGCCUGGUUCCAAGCUGUGCAUGUAUUGCUUGGCAUAGCAAUGUGCUUGCUGCCUGGCCUGGUGUCAAGCUAAACAGAGCAGACAUUGCUAAGCAGGUUUGGGCUUUUUUUGUGGGUUUGUUAUUUUGUUGUUGUUGUUUUGGUUUAUUUUCCAGUGGAGACACUAAUUUGGAUUUCUCAACUUAACUAUUCCUUCCUCCCUGCACUCCCUGGUCUUUCAAGAGCUUCAUCUCAGGAGCUGGCAUCAGAAUUUCUCUGAGGAAAGAGAGUUACACGAACACUGUAUGUCCAGGCAAGCACUGAGAGAGGGAGAGCAUGGCUUGGAGCACAGAGCUGGAGUGAACAUGGGACUGAGAAAUGGGAGCAAAUGAAGUUCCCAUUCUGUGUUUCUGUUCAGUUCAGGAAAAGAGAACUUUGCUUACGUGCAUUAUAAAUAACUUUGAUAGGUUUUUGCCUCCUGCUGUUGUCUGUGGUGUUGGGACCUGAAGAUUGAUGAGCUAUUUAGGUUGCGUAGACAAAGUAUUGGAAUGAAACUUGAGAACUUCAAAUUCUGUUCCUAGAUCUGUUCAUAGCUUGUCUGUGUCUCUCAGGAACUAACUUGCUUUAUCUCUCUGGGCCUAAUCAACCCUGACAUUGACUUUUCAAAAGAGCUUGAAGACUGAAUAAAAGCCAAGUUGUAGAUGGCAGGUAUGACUGUUUCUGUUGAGUUCUUUCCCUGUAUUUUCUUCCCACUCCUAUGGUCUAAAACUUCCAUUAGAAAAGGAGGUUUUCUGAGCUGACCAAACACCUACCAUCUCUGCCUAUGAGCUCUUGGAUAGUAUUUGUCAGAUAAUAAUGAGCAACUUGCAUGGAGAGGUACUGCUCACAUCUAAUGAAGAUAUUGGAAGAAGGAAAACUGAUUUUCCCCAAAACAACCUGCUUGCAAAAAGUGCACAGUUCUUGAAGUUGCAAUGGAAGAGUCGUGGUUUUCCUCCUGGACCAACCCCAUUUCCCAUCAUUGGAAACAUGUGGUGGAUAAAGUUUAGAGCUGAUCAUGGGAGCCUGAGAAAGAUGGCAAAAACCUAUGGUAACAUCUGCACCUUGUGGUUGGGUCACAGACCUGUGGCGGUGCUCUAUGGGUUCCAAGCUGUGAAGGAUGGUCUCACCACCAACUCAGAGGAUGUUUCUGGGCGACUACAGACCUAUGUCUUCAACAAGUUGGCAAAUGGAAAGGGUAUCUUGGUCUCAAACGGUCUCAUCUGGAAACAACAGAGACACUUUGGAAUCGGAGCUCUCCGAAAACUGGGAAUGGGGAAUAAAGGAAUGGAGCGCGGGAUACAAACUGAGGCCCAUUACCUGGUUGAGUUCUUCAGAGACAAAGAUGGAAAAGCUGUUGACCCUUCCUUCCCCAUUGUCCAUGCUGUCUCUAAUGUGAUCUGUGCUGUGGUUUUUGGACAUCGCUUCUCCCUAGAAGAUGAAACCUUCCGUCAGCUGAUUGAAGCAUACAAUGCUAUAGUGGCUUUUGGGAACAGCCGCGUUUAUUUUAUCAGUGAAAUUUUCACCUGGGCUGCAGAGCGUCUCUCAGGAUCUCUACAGAAAGCAAUAUUUUCACGGGAUUUUGUUUGUUCCUUUGUAAGGCAGGAAAUCAAAAGCCACAGGGAAAAAGGCAGAAUAGGUGAACCAGAAGAUUUCAUUGACUUUUACCUGGAUCAGAUAGAGAAAACUAAAAAUAUCCCCAAUUCUACAUUUGAUGAAGACAACAUGGUGCAGUCUGUUUUUGACCUCUUCUUUGGUGGCACAGAGACCACAGCCACCACUCUGCGUUGGGCUCUGCUCUAUAUGUUGGCUUAUCCUGACAUCCAAGAAAAAGUUCAGAAGGAGUUGGAUGCUGUUCUGAGUCCCUCCCAUCUCAUCUGCUAUGAGGAUCGGAAGAAGCUGCCGUAUACAAAUGCUGUGGUUCAUGAGAUCUUACGCUUCAGUAGCAUUGUUUUAAUCACGAUUCCUAGAGAAGUAGUGAAGGAUACAACUGUUUUGGGGUAUCGGCUUCCAAAGGGCACUCUAAUUAUGGCAAACAUAGACUCUGCUCUUUUUGACCCUGACUACUGGGAGACUCCUCACCAGUUCAACCCUGGUCAUUUCUUGGACAAGGAUGGAAAUUUUGUGACCCGAGAGGCCUUCUUAGCCUUCUCAGCAGGCCACCGUGUUUGUCUGGGAGAGGUGCUGGCCAAGAUGGAGCUUUUCAUCAUCUUCUGCAGGCUGUUGCAGACAUUCAAGUUCACUGCACCAGAAGGAGUUAAGGAAGUCAACACAGACUUUAUCUUUGGGAGCACCAUGAAACCCCAUCCAUACAAGCUCUGUGCAGUUCCGCGCUAGGCUACAGGGUGUUAGAGAUUUAAGAAAGAGGCAUGGCCACAGGUUUGCUGAUAUUUGUGCUGCUUUUAUGGCUUUCAUUUUUACAUCAAAUUCAGUGUGAAUCUGUCCUUGCUGUGUUAUAGGGCUAAGAAGCCAGCCUUGAAAAAUACUCUGCUUUUCCCCACUUCUGGAAAAUGUCUCUACUUCUUUUUCUUUCCCUGCUGUGUUGCCAAUGAAAUAAACAUAGACAAUUUUCUAGUCUUA
Chiroxiphia lanceolata (lance-tailed manakin) is the source of this 3951-nucleotide messenger RNA. Its product is annotated as cytochrome P450 2J6-like. Gene Ontology annotation, molecular function: heme binding; iron ion binding; oxidoreductase activity, acting on paired donors, with incorporation or reduction of molecular oxygen, reduced flavin or flavoprotein as one donor, and incorporation of one atom of oxygen. The transcript has 10 exons. Bases 2191 to 3708 code for a protein of 505 amino acids. Lineage: Eukaryota; Metazoa; Chordata; Aves; Passeriformes; Pipridae. Gene Ontology annotation, biological process: arachidonate metabolic process; xenobiotic metabolic process. Gene Ontology annotation, cellular component: intracellular membrane-bounded organelle; cytoplasm. The record is from RefSeq and is a predicted model, not a curated record.